This is a messenger RNA of Aspergillus luchuensis, 1485 nucleotides long. RefSeq names its product Zn(II)2Cys6 transcription factor domain-containing protein. Gene Ontology annotation, molecular function: DNA-binding transcription factor activity, RNA polymerase II-specific; zinc ion binding. The coding region runs from base 1 to 1485 and encodes 494 amino acids. The transcript is spliced from 2 exons. Gene Ontology annotation, biological process: regulation of DNA-templated transcription. NCBI's taxonomy places the organism in Eukaryota, Fungi, Ascomycota, Eurotiomycetes, Eurotiales, Aspergillaceae. The record is from RefSeq and is a predicted model, not a curated record.
AUGGUCCGCCACGGGAGAUUAUCAAGAGGCUGCCAGGUCUGUAGGACGAGAAAGAUCAAGUGCGACCGGGCGCGACCGCAUUGCAAUCAAUGCCUAAAAUCUGGAUGGAAAUGUCCACAGUAUGGUGAUACUAUAGAGAGGAUGUUUCUUCAUCAUAACCCAGAGAAUCCAGACUCAGAUUAUGUUCCCAAUGCGACAAUUGCCUUGCCGGUUAUAUGUAAUACGGCAAGAGUACAAAAUCCUGCAUUAUCAACUGCCAACAUAUUAGGCGGGACCAUAGUCCAGUCCACAGAGUCUCGUGCGAUCGAGUUCUUCAUGUCGGCUCAUACCUUCCAUAACACCGGCCUCAUUCGGGGCCAUUUCGAGUAUCUAUCCACAUUUAACGAUGAUGUCAUGAAUGAGCAACGGAUUGUCGCGAGUCUCCGUGCUGUUGCGCUAGCAGCUUAUGCUACCAAGUUUCAACAUGUUGCUCUUCUCAAGAAAGCCAGACAGUAUUACGUUGCAGCGCUUCGACAUAUCAAUGCAGCCUUAUUGUCCUGCCAUGAAGCAGCAAAGAAUGCUACCAUUAUCUCGAUUUUGUUCCUAAACACCUUUGAGGCUCUGACUUGUGAGAGUGAGGACUUCCCCUGUCAAAGAGAGACCCACUUAAAAGGUGUGGCGUCGAUAUUGGACAUUCGGGGGGUGGGACUUGUGCAAUCUCGUCCCGGGCUUCAGUUGUUUCGUCAAACCCUCCUCUGCAUUUCAGUGACAUGCUUAAUGCGCUCUUUUCGAAUACCCAUGGGAUUGGUAAAGCUUCACCGCCACACUGCUGCUUACAUGGAUACUAGUGAUCCUGCGUGGAAAUUGUCAGAUAUCAUGAUAGAACUGUCCUAUUUCCGCGCAAUGGUCAAGGAUUGUACGCUCUGCGAUCCGGAGAAAAUAAUUGCAUCUGCCAAAGAAAUAGACCACAACCUCUGCUCGCUCGCGGGGAACAUGCCCGAAGCCUGGCAAUUUCAGGUCAUCGAGUUAGUGACUACAUCUGAACUCGUCAUGGGAACGCAGUAUCAUGUGUAUCCUGAUGCAUGGGUCGCAGGUGUGUGGAACAACAUCCGUACAUGUCGGUUACUUUUGCAUGGUGAGAUCAAGCAGCAAUUGGAGAGUGUGCUGGACACUUCUCUAUACGAUGCUGUCCAGUAUCAGCACUCAGUCAUAAUAAUGCAACAGGUCGUUUCAGACAUUUGUGCUUCCGUGCCUCAAUACUGUGGUUACCUACCAGUAAAGUCUGGUAGUGUAUCAUACACGCAAACAGUCAGCAAUGGGAUCCCCGCUAUCGCCGGUAUCUACCUCCUAUUCUGGCCUCUGCUAUAUGCCGGGCAGAUGGCUAGUUCGGAAUAUCAGCGAGAUUGGGUCAUCAAUCGCAUGCGCUAUAUCGGCGAAACAACCGGUAUUCAGCAAGCCUUUGUGUUUGAGGCUAUACUAAAGCGGGGUGUGGACCCUGUUCAAUAG